Anastrepha ludens (Mexican fruit fly) is the source of this 5647-nucleotide messenger RNA. RefSeq names its product protein Teyrha-meyrha (gene tey). The transcript has 9 exons. Bases 780 to 3248 code for a protein of 822 amino acids. The record is from RefSeq and is a predicted model, not a curated record. Gene Ontology annotation, molecular function: ubiquitin protein ligase activity. NCBI's taxonomy places the organism in Eukaryota, Metazoa, Arthropoda, Insecta, Diptera, Tephritidae. Gene Ontology annotation, biological process: protein ubiquitination.
GGCAAAAUCGUAUUGAACACAAUAACAACGGAAAAAAAUCGAAAAGUAAAUACCUAUUGUAAUAGGUGGGGUGAGCAAGAAAAGCUCGUCAUAAAUGCAUGCAUACAUAAGUACGUAUUUAUAUGUAUGCACACAGUAUGUAUAGAAAAAAUAAUAAUACAUAACAUGAAAUUAAUUAACUGCGCUGCAGUAAGUUCGGUGCAGUGUUUAGUGGCAGCAGCAGUUGUUCAGAAGUAAUUAAAUUCAUGCACGUCGCCAACUUAAACGUCAACCGACAGACACCAACGACAUCAGUUCAUUCGUGAGCGCAUCAAAUCAACCUACGCGAAUUCUUUAACGUGCCAAUUACAACAAAAAUUAUAAAAAAAAGCUUAACUGAAUAAAAAAAAUAAAUAAUAAUAAUAAUAAAUUAAUUAUAAGAUUAAUGCAAGUUUAAUGAAGUAUAGCCCAAAAUAAAUCUCAGCACUUUCGAAUGUGUUGUAGCCGAUCAGCACCAGCAAUCACUGGGUACAGUUUUUCGAAAUUGUUCAUAUUUACAUUUUUCAUUGUGCAUCAGUAACAAAAUUGUCUAUAGUGAAUAUGUACGCGCUUAGCUGCGACCGUCGCCAUUACCGUGAUUUACUUUGAUGCACAUAAACACCAAAAUUAUUUGGCGUCACUUGAAAUUUAAAAAUUCAUUAAAGACAAUAAGUAUUUGACCGAUUCAAACUUAUUGCUGCGUAGUGUACAGAGAUUCUUUGCGAGCGUUUGUUGCGAGCGUUUGCCGACGCGCGCGUAGUAUGGAAAGCAACGCAUUUGGAAGCAGCCAUUUGCCGUCACAAGCUUUAGUCGUUCUUUCGGAGGCUGCUUCCGGUUUGCAUGAGGCUUUAAGGGGCCAACGGCCUUUUCCAACACGAUUACCAGACGCCAAAGAUCUACACAACAUGUCACUUGUCGGCAGUUAUGGCACACAUCUGCUGCACAGCUUCCAUCCACACCUUCUACAGACGCUCAACCAUGGCAUGCUGGCGGCCAAUGGCGGUCCAGCGAGCUACUUUGCCGAUCGCGGACUCGGAAAACCGUCGGUGCUAUCGAAUUUUCAAUUGCCUUCUGCGUUUUCACCACCCAAAUAUAUUGGCAUAUCACUCGAUCAGAAUCUUUUCAACGGCAACGAUUCAUUUCGCACAGACUCGGCAAGUCCCACUUGCACUUCCCACGAAUCGAUGGAAGGAUCAAACGAUUACGACAACGGUGAAAAGGGUGAAAGUCCGCGCAGCAACAACUCCGAUCCGAGGGAUUUAAGGCAUGUCCACAGCAACAAUGGUGGCGGCAGCAAUAGCAGUAGUAGUAGCGGUGGCAUUGGUGGGAUCAAAGCGUCAUCAGCAGCUGCAACGGCAACUUCCAUGGCGGCCGCCGCUGCGGCCGUAGCCGCCUCAGUGGCGUCAACCACAUCCUCGCCUGCGUCAGUAAAUCAUCUCGGUCAUCACCAUCAUCAUACACACCAUCAUCACCAUCAUCCGAAUGGUGGCCUGUUAGCCGCGGCGAGUUUGGGUGGCAUGGGUAGCCUCGGUAUACCGGUAAGCUGUGCAGGUUUGCGCGGUGUGACGAGUGGUCUCAGUGGCUUGACCACAGCUGGUGCCGUUGGUGUGGGCAUUGGCAGCGGUGGCAGUUCGAGUGGCAGCAAUAGUAGCGGCCUAGCAAGUGUACUCAGUUUGCCGCCAGGUCAUGUGCCAGAUAUUUGCCCCAUCUGUGGUAUUAAAAUUUCGGCAGAAGAAUGGAAUUCACACUUUCUGACCGAACUGGACCGGCUCUAUAAGCUGAGCUCGGGUUUGGAACGUACGAAUUUACAAGCAUCUUACAUGUUUGCACCGCCAUGUCCGGCGCAAGAGAAUGCCAUACGCACCAGCCAUAAUCGCUGGGAGACUUUCCAAAGGAUACGCAAUAAUAGACAAAAUCGUUUAAGAAUAAAGGGGCGAAAACGGAAAUAUGGAAAUGAUCUGUACUUUAUGGAAAAUCUCUUCUGCAAUUCCUGCCCGAUAUGCAAGCGAAAAUACGCGAUCGAAGCUGGAAAGAUGCCGCCGGAGGAGGACACCAAAAUGCAAGAAGAAAUCGAAACGGUUGAUGUGGAGAGUUGCAAUGAUGAUGUGCCCGAUUCCGGCUCCGAACUCACCUCACACUCUCAGCUCAGUGUGAACAGUUUGAGCCAUGGACAUCACCAUAAUAACAUUGGUAAUACGACGUUGAGCACCAAUAUGCACAGCAGCAAUAGUCAGCCCGGAAAAUUAGAUGGAAUCUUGUACCGAACGGCUUGUGUGAUCAAUAAAGAUGCAGCAAAUAGUGAGGAUGAUUUGAAUGCAACCAGCACUAGUGGGGGAGGAGGCGGUGGUAUUGCACCAAAUUGGAAUCAGGCGCAACACAAUACAGCUGCCACCAUUACGACGCAACAAGGACAUAUCAGUGUGAAAAAUGUCAGCGAACUGUCAUCGACAACCCAUCACUUCUACAACGCGGACUCGUGCGGCGCCGUUGAUGAGCGCUCCAGCAGCGGUGUUGCGGGGGGAGGCAACUGUAAUGGCAAGGAUGUUUCAAUGGAAACAUGCAAUGCCAAUGACAGCGACGAGGAUGUCAUUGUGGACGACGAUGAUUCUAUUAAAAUUACGAAUCUCUGCAGCAACAAGAAACGAAAGUACGAGGAAACCGUAGUUAGUAGCAGGACAUCGGAUAAUCACUCUCCAAUACUUGAGCAAGAACGGCCACGCUCGGAGCCACAAGUGACCAGCACAGAGCCGAACAUGGAAAUGGCUAAUAAUAAUAAUAAUAAUAUCAACAACAACAAUUCCAAAUACACCACCUUCGAGGAGUUGCGUGCAAAACAACAACAGCAAACGGAAGCGGAGAAUGGGCAUAGCAUUGGCGGCAACGUAGGCGGUGUUGGAGGUGGCAAUGGCGGUGGUGGUGUGGGCAAUUGUGGCUCGAAUGUGAACUUAAUGGUGCCGGGACUUACGCAAUUGGACACAAAGGUGGGAUUUAGUUCGGAUAAUAAACCGGACGAUGAAAACAAAUGUUUCAUUUGUAAGACAGGUAUAAAGGAUUUUGCAACGGAAUCCUUCUUUCGCGGCCGCAACUUGUACUUCCAUCAGAGUUGUGCGAAUGUGAUGAGCAGCUAUCGGCUAAGUAAGGACUUGCAGCAGCAACAACAAAACCUGAUACAACAACAACAGCGAGAAGCACAAAAAUCACCAUCGCCGCAACAGUUGGUGAAUCUUUAAGAAUUUAUAUUAUUAAACCCCCACAUACAACACCCUGAACCACAUAGAUAAGUACAUACAUCCAUCCCCCUGCACAUGCAAACUCGUAACUCGUAUAAAAAGUGGAAAAUGGACUAGCAAAGGUGUGCUUAUGUGUACCGUAGUAUUUCAAAAUUAAGAAAGUAGUAAAGUGCGGGUAGUGUGGCGCGCCGAUAUACAAUACAAACACGAGUUAGGGGUGUUCUUAUAUGUAUGGUAUUUUUUGUUUGUUAAUAAAAUGUAGGUAUUUUUUCUCUAUAUAUAGUUUUUUAUAUAUUUGAGGGCAUACGGGAUUAUAUUGUAUAGAGACGCAAAAUUAAAACAACCUUUAACAAAUUUUUUUUAGUUCUUCUCAGUUAUUCAAACAAUUAUUCAACCGAUAGCAAAUUAUAUAAGUAUACGUCCCUGUUAUGCUGAAGAAAAAUACGUGUGAUUGCGAUAGCAAAACAGAAAUCCUUUUUAACUUUUAGAAUCUUUAUAAAAUGUUGCAUAUCUCUCAUUUAAGGAGAGAACAUCAGGAAGUGGAUUAUUGUACUGUUUAAUAUUACAGUUUUUGCUGAUCAUAAUGAAAUAUUAAAUAUUUUGGUCCAAAAAAAAAUUUAUUGUCUGGGUGAUAUACGAAAAAAAUCAACACAGUCCUUGCUCAUGUUACUUCGUUUCCGUCUAAAAAAUGACUUAUUGGGCAAGUGUGUGAAUACGUGUAAAAUAAGCGAGCAGAAAACCUGGUAAUAUAUCAUCCUCGUUCAAAACCCACAUUUAAAUUUUUCAUCCACGUCACCGAGGAUUCGGCAGCCGAAUUCUGCAAAAAUCUUUUCGCCAUGAAAAAUGUCACCCUUGAAUGACGUUCAACAUUACAUUGAUCAUAAGAAUAUACAUGGGUUACCAACGCAGAAUUGUUAUGUCCCUACUGGGAAACCUGUUAUUAAUUAAAAAUUCAUGGCUGUAGUCGAGAAAUAAUUUCUAUGAGACAAUAUCUACAAAUUCUAAUAGUAUAGUAUAUAUAUAGUAUAGAUCAACAAUACCUAAAAAAAUGUCCAUAACAUUUUUGACCUUUUUAUAUUAUCACAUAAAAAAUUCACCAUACAUAUACUGGAAAAAAUUUAGAGUAAAUAUAAAAUGUUUACCCAAGGAAGAUAGGUUACCAGGUUUGGCCAAUGUACUAGGAUGCGAACAACUUGCUGCGUCACCGGGAACUCAGCAGCCGAAUUCGGGCUGCUCAUUUCACACGUAUUCACACACUCGUCGAAUCAGUCGUUCAGACCACAGACGACAACGAAGUAAUAUGACCGAUUUGUUGAUUUUAUUUGGUAUAUCAUCAACACAAUCUUAGUUUUUUCAUAAGAAAACGCUACCGUGAACCCAGUGACGGUAGCCAAUCAGCUAAUUCUAUCAAAAUCGCUUUGAUGCAGCCUGAUAUUGGUCACACCUGUAAAAAUCUUUCCCCAUGAAAAAAAAAUUAGAGUAAAUAAAAAAUCGUUUUCCUAUUUUUUCUACAGAAUAGGUAUAGUAAAUUUUUUUAAUGAUGAAAUAAACGAGUCAAAUGUCGUAGAAAAAAUUUACAGUAAAUAAAAAGUUUACCCAAUCCUUUUUCCAUUUUAUUUAGAAUAUGAAUAGCGAAUUUUUUUGUGAUGAAGUAGAAAGGUCAAAUGUCUUCGGCGGGCCUCCGUAUAUUUUUAUAACUUAAAACUCGUUCAAAACAAAAUUGAGAAUAAUUUAUUCCCAUAUACUCUAAAAUACGCACUGCAGUUCGUUUCUACUCAAAUAUAUCUACAAUUUGAUAUACAUCUCGCACAAGAUAUAUUUUCACUGGCACACAGCCUUAGAAGAACUUUGAAUAUGGACGGCAAUUAUUAUGGCUUUGUUCGUCUCCAGGCACCUUUUUUCAGAUUUCUAACUUCAUAACCAGUAAAGUAUUAAAGAAUAACCAGCUUUUACAGAAAAAAAUCUUGCGAAAAAAGUUAAGACAAUUUUGAGAAUUCUUGAGUAUUAUUAUUAAACAAAUGUCUUGACCAGUUUAAGAAUAACUGCCUUCAGCUCGAUACGCUUCUAUUAAAUGUAGUUCACUUAACCUGAAAAUUUGAAAACAUUCUAUUUUAUUAAGGUCCCAAAAUUUGUAUUCUCAAUGCAAAUUAAAGGACACCCCUAACUUAUACUCGUACACACAGUUACACACACACACGAUUAAACAUUAGCUACAGAGUUUUAGUGAAAAUGCGUGGAAUCCGAAUGUAUGCCGAUUAACAGUACAUUUUAUUUGUAGACUUCCAUCUUUUUAUUUCUACGUUAACAUACAAAUUUUUAAAGUUGUUUUGUUUUAAUAAAUUAGUAUUAAAAUGCAUUUCAAAUAAUUUCGUAUUGAUAUAUCAGUACUGGUAAGCACA